Molecule: messenger RNA, 1719 nt
Organism: Syzygium oleosum
Lineage: Eukaryota; Viridiplantae; Streptophyta; Magnoliopsida; Myrtales; Myrtaceae
Exons: 2
Coding region: 21-1658 (545 amino acids)
Biological process (GO): defense response to other organism
Molecular function (GO): ADP binding
Source: RefSeq, a predicted model, not a curated record
AAAGCAACUGCAGUCAAUUCAUGGCGCUCGGGAUCGCGGGAACCGCAGGUAGUGGAAAAACUACCAUCUGUCAAAUGAUGUUCAACAGCGAACAAGUGAAAGAGCACUUUCUUCCUCGGAUCUGGGUUUGCAUGACGAAACAACCCUGGGAUGACCCAGACCCGAAGGUCGCUCUCGCUGAGAGGAUGCUGACUUGCCUCGGAGAAGACGAGGAGAUCAUCGAGGAGAAGAAACGUGAUGAAGAUAGAGUUUCGGGGUUGGUCUCUCUUCUGCAUCGGCAUUUAGUGGGCAAGAGGUACCUGAUCGUGCUGGACGAUGCUUGGGAUGCGGAUGGAUGGUAUAAUUUGGGCUUCGCUAAGAAAUGUGAUCUGAACGGUCAGAAAUGUGAGCCUCACAUGAGACUCACCAAUUCCAUCUCAGAUUACUCGAUCCAGGACAAACCAAAUAAAGGCAAGAAUUUCACCUGGGUUCACUCCACGGACUGGAGUCGAGGCCUGGCUUCUGGGCUGCCGAAAGGAUAUGGAGGAGCUGUGAUCGUUAAUGGCAGGAGCGAUACAUUGGUGGAGAUGAUGGUUGGUAAGGAAAAUGUGCACCAUCUUCUUCCUCUGACGGACGAAGAUUGCUGGGCCAUAUUCACAAAAGCAUCUGGUGACGACGACCUUCAACGCGAUCCUCAGGUAGUAGAACUUCGGAGAUUUGUCGUGCAGGGAGCUGGUGGGCACCCACUUAUGGCAAAAAUUAUGGGCCAAUGUUACCGUGACAUGCAACCACAGGUCGAAGAUACUGCACAACAGGCGGCCGAUAAUAGGAAUGUUUCCACCGAAGAAGAAUCUGCGAUCGGGCAAGCUAACAGUAGCAAUGGUUCUUCCAUAGCCCAAGUCACGGAUCAAGCAGCAGCCCUGGUUACUACACCGCAACCGGUCAAUAGUAGCAGUGGCUCUUCCAUAACCCAAGUAACUGAGCCAGAAUUGGCCCAGGUUACUACACUGCAACCGGUCAAUAGUAGCACUGAUUCUUCCACAGCCCAAAUAACUGGGCCAGAAUCGGCUCAAGUUACUGCACUGCAACCGGUCAAUAGCAGCAAUGGUUCUUCCACAGCCCAAGUAACUGGACCAGAAUCAGCCCAGGUUACCGCACCGCAAACGGUCAAUAAUAGCAGUGAUUCUUCCAUAGCCCAAAUAACUAGGCCAGAAUCGGCCCAGGUUACUGCACAGCAACUGGUCAAUAGUAGCAAUGGUUCUUCCACAGACCAAGUAACUAGGCCAGAAUCGGCGCAGGUUACUGCAUUGGGUUCUUCCAUAGCCCAAGUAACUGGGCUAGAAUCGGCACAGGUUACAGCAUCGGGUUCUUCAAUAGCCCAAGUAACUGUGCCGGAAUCGGCCCAGGUUACCACAUCACAACCGGCCAAUACUAGCACUGGUUCUCCGAUGGAAGAAUUUAUUGGGCCAGACAGGGCCGAAGUUAUUGCACCGCAAUCAGUCGAUAGCGGGGAUGUGAAAAAGAACCGGCCGAGCCGAACCAAAAGUUUGGGGUCCUUACGGAUCAAGUUUCCUUUCGGUUUGCGUAGAAGUAAAACAACGGGCCCUGACGGUUUCGGGCUGGGGUGGUUACUAGUUUUUUAUAUUUAUUUUUCUUUCCUUUAUUGCUUUAUAGCUUAAAGCAAUUUAUUUUCCUUUAGCUGUUUAACGUAAGUCUCUCUAAUUUAUCAAAAAAGUACCA